CAUCCCGUGAGCUGUAAGCAGCUGUAAGCACGUACAAACAUACGUACCGGUCACAGUAAGCGAUUCACUCCCGAAUUUCCAAUUUUGAAUUUUGUAAAAUAAUUUCCGAAUAUCAAAACCUUAUUUGGAGAACUUAAAUCGAGUGUUUCGAAUUUUUCCAUCAUUCAAUAGAAGGAAUUUGGGAAAUUUGCAUUGUCUCAGUAAUUCGACUUUGCGGUUGACAUCUUAAGAAUGGCGAAGUGGGGUGAAGGAGAUCCUCGAUGGAUUGUGGAAGAAAGGCCAGAUGCGACAAAUGUCAACAAUUGGCAUUGGACUGAGAAAAAUGCCUGUUCCUGGUCGCAGGAUAAGAUAAAGGAUUUAUUUACGAAUUUAGUCAUCGAAGGAGAUGGGAUUAAGUGCAUUGUAAAAGAAAUAGAAAAGCAAGAAGGUGAAGCAAUAGCAAAUAAUAGAAAAGGGAAACUCAUAGUUUUUUAUGAAUGGAAUAUUGUACUUAAAUGGAUCUAUGACGGAGAUUCCGAUAGCAGUAUUGAAGGAAAGAUCAACAUUCCAAACUUGUCGGAAGAAAAUGACAUCGCAGAAGUAGAUGUUGAAAUUACUUUGAAGGACAGUACGGAUUUAGGAGAAAAAGUAAAACAUUUUUUGCAUACUGUAGGAAAGAAACUUAUUAGAGAAAAAUUAAAAGAAUAUGUCAGCUCUUUAAAAGAUGAGUUCACAAAAGGAAUGAUUCUUCCAAAGAAAGACAGUGUUGCCGAAAAUAUAUCAAAUAUAACAUCAGGAUUUGACGUUAAGAUGAAAAUGGAUUCUGUUAUAUUGCCAUCAUCAAAAGAUAGUUCAACAAAAAAUAAAGUUGCUACUACAACACUAACGCAGCAGCAGCAAUUUCAAUGUAGAGCAGCAGAUUUUUGCAAUGCUUAUCUAAAUCCUCAGAUGGUGGAAGUCUUUACGAAGAGUUCAGUAAAACUUGAUCCAAAGAAACAUGGAAAGUUCGAGCUUUUCGGAGGAAACAUCCAUGGUGAAUUUGUAGAUAUAACUCCUACUAAAAUUGUGCAGAAAUGGCGGUGUAAACAAUGGCCUGCUGAACAUUAUAGCGAAGUGACUCUUGAAGUAAACGAAAAGAGUGAUCAUACGGAAGUUAAACUCACACAGAUCGGUGUUCCAACCAGUGAGGAAAAAGUAACCAGGGAGAAUUGGGAAAGAUAUUACUGGGAUGCUAUAAAAAGGAGUUUUGGUUUUGGGUACUUUAUGUGAUCUUGCUAUGAAUUGACCCAGUAUGUAUUUAUUAAUAGGUAGUAACAAUUGCGAUGUGUUGUGUAUACCUUAUGCUAAAAAGAACCGUUAAAAACAAAAUUAUUGUUUCACAAUGUUAGAUUAAUAUUAUCGUUUAAUUAUGGCACGUAAUCAAUGCUAGCAAUGCAUGCAAGCAGAUUUUAAAUCUGCAGCAACGUUGCGUAAUAACUUUGAAGACAGGCGUAUGAUUAGUUAAAUAAAUUGCAGAAAAGCUUUGAACAUUUCUUUUUGUACAUCAAGCAAGCACUAUAAAAUUAUGAUUUAAGUUUUUCACAUAUUCAGAAAAAUACUGCCACUACGAAACAAUGGAAGUACUGGGAAAACAAAUAUAAUUGCAUUCAUUGAAAA
Messenger RNA from Orussus abietinus, 1635 nucleotides. RefSeq names its product activator of 90 kDa heat shock protein ATPase homolog 1. Gene Ontology annotation, biological process: protein folding; positive regulation of ATP-dependent activity. The record is from RefSeq and is a predicted model, not a curated record. Gene Ontology annotation, molecular function: protein-folding chaperone binding; ATPase activator activity. Bases 232 to 1248 code for a protein of 338 amino acids. Gene Ontology annotation, cellular component: cytosol. The transcript has 9 exons. Lineage: Eukaryota; Metazoa; Arthropoda; Insecta; Hymenoptera; Orussidae.